This is a messenger RNA of Melanotaenia boesemani (Boeseman's rainbowfish), 3826 nucleotides long. RefSeq names its product chondroitin sulfate N-acetylgalactosaminyltransferase 2 (gene csgalnact2). NCBI's taxonomy places the organism in Eukaryota, Metazoa, Chordata, Actinopteri, Atheriniformes, Melanotaeniidae. Bases 848 to 2467 code for a protein of 539 amino acids. The record is from RefSeq and is a predicted model, not a curated record. Gene Ontology annotation, molecular function: glucuronosyl-N-acetylgalactosaminyl-proteoglycan 4-beta-N-acetylgalactosaminyltransferase activity. Gene Ontology annotation, cellular component: Golgi cisterna membrane. The transcript has 8 exons.
UUUGAAUACUUUUAUUUGUAGUUACAUUUUCUAAACUAUUAUGUUUAUGUAUUUGGCAAAUUUACACUGAAUUCCUUUUAGAUAAUUUAAUUCAGUAAUCUCUUUGUGUGAAGGUGGGUGUGAGAAAAAAAGAAAAAGAGGAGGAGUGGUCUCCAACUCUGCCUCCUUGAACUUUGAGCCCUGCUGAUUUUCAUUACUGCCGUCUUGAAGCUGAUUUACACUCGUGAUGCCAGGUGAAAACCCAGGUUGUCAGAGGAGAAAAACUGCAUCACUUUGCUUGCCCAGGACUGAAGCUGUGUGACCUUCAGUACUGAGAUAUAAAUAUUCUAAAAGGCUAAGGACUUCCCUUCUAACUUUGUAGUGUAUUGUCACAAAAAGAAAAAAACUUAUCCUUAUAUAAUAUAUAUUUAAUUAAUUUGUGUACAUCUUGGCAUGUUGUUUGCUGUAUUGUAGAAUGUCGUGCUUAUAUUUUGAAACGGAACUCAGGAAAACCGGAAGUUGAUGGUAAAUCGUUUAUUCUGACGCUUGUGCACCAGUUUUAUUUGUGCUGUUGUUUGAUUGAGAGCAAUGCGCCUUUUGCUAGCCGUCCAGGUGUUGCUAGUUCCCGGUUGUUUCGGGUUUAAACUGAACCUUUAAAAUGUUAAGUCCCCGUACAGGCUGAACAUAAUCUGAACUUGUUGAUGAAAGAAUGAAACUGGAGCUGGGAGGUAAUCUUUGCACAGAUUUAGACAGAGGCCUUGUAUGAACAAGCUGGAGCCAAAAACCCAUUCUCACAUUAAAAUGACUUAAUGUGAGUGUAGGGAAAUGGAAAUGUAGACUUGCCACCUAUAGGUCUUAUGAGGACGUGAUGCCCAGGCGAGGGUUGCCAUUCCAGGGUCGGGUCCGCUGGCUCUUCCUGGGCCUCUUCCUGCUGCUGGUGUUGCUGCUGUUUGCAUAUCUGCUAGAGUGCACUCCACCAGCGGACGUCAGCCUGGUCCUGCCCGGCCUAGCGGGAGAGAGCUAUGGGAAGGAAUACUACCAGGCUCUGAUGCAGGAACAGGAGGAGCGACACUUAAACCGUGCUUCCAGUCUCAAACGGCAGAUUGCUCAGCUCAAGCAGGAGCUUCAGGAAAUGAGUGAGAGGCUGAAGCUUCUGCAAGAGAAGAAGGAGCCCCCAGGGGUUCAGGGUCUUGGAGAGAAUAAAGACCAAGAGCCAGGAGACCUUUUGGAGUACCUGCACUCUCAGAUCGAUAAGGCUGAGGUCAACACAGGAGCACGUCUGCCAAGCGAGUAUGCUCUUGUACCCUUUGAGAGUUUCACCUCAUCUAAGGUGUACCAGCUGGAGAUGGGGUUGACACGGCACCCAGAGGAGAAGCCGGUCCGCAAAGACCGCAGGGACGAGCUGGUGGAGGUCAUUGAAGCUGCGCUGGAUAUCAUCAACAACCCUGAUGAGGAGGACGGCGUGGAGGACGACACACCCAUGCAGAGACAAACCUACACAGACGGCCACUUUGCUGAAGGACUGUACCGGACGGAGCGAGACAAAGGGACACUUUAUGAACUCUUCUUUGCCAAAGAAGACUCCAGCAGCGUCCGCCACGUUACGCUUUUCAGACCAUUUGGUCCCAUAAUGAAAGUCAGGAGCACAUCUGUGGAGACAUCAGGAAUGAUCAUCAACAUCAUCGUGCCGUUGGCGGGCAGAGUCGACACUUUCUCACAGUUCUUACAAAACUUCAGGGAAGUGUGCAUACAGCAGGACAGACGAGUUCAUCUCACAGUGGUUUAUUUUGGACAGGAAGGCCUGCAGGAGGUGAAGUCAUCUUUGGAAAAAAUAUCCAGGGAAGAGAACUUCUCCAAUUACACUCUGAUCCCAGUAGAUGAGGAGUUUUCCCGCGGUCGAGGUUUGGACAUCGGAGCACACGCGUGGAAAAAAGGCGAUGUCUUAAUGUUUUUUUGUGACGUGGAUAUACAUUUUACACUGGACUUCCUCAACACUUGCCGUCUCCACACUGCUCCCAACAAGAAAGUCUUCUAUCCAGUGGUGUUCAGUCUGUACAAUCCUGCUAUAGUUUAUGGAAAUAUAGAGCUGGCUCCUCCUGUUGAACUCCAGCUGAUUCACAAAAAAGACACUGGUUUCUGGAGAGAUUUUGGAUUUGGGAUGACGUGUCAAUAUCGCUCAGAUUUCCUAAACAUCGGAGGUUUUGAUCUUGAAGUGAAAGGCUGGGGUGUAGAAGACGUCCAUCUUUAUAGGAAGUACCUUCGGAGUGACAUGAUAGUGAUCCGGACUCCGGUGUCGGGUCUCUUCCACCUGUGGCAUGAGAAGCAGUGUGCGGACGAGCUGACGCCGGAGCAGUACCGCAUGUGCAUCCAGUCCAAAGCCAUGAACGAGGCCUCCCACCCUCACUUGGGCAUGCUGGUUUUUCGGGAGGAGAUCGAAGCUCACCUACGCAAGCAGGCCUUCAAGACUCAAAGCAAAACUGAGGACUAAGCAAGCCUCUACAUACCCACCGUCAUUCCUACAAGAAGACUGUGAGGUGCUGAUGUUAAGGCAUUUCAGAAAAGACAUGUUUACAUGGAUCCUUCUGCAUUUUACUGCACAGCUGCAGACAAAUGAAUGUACAAAAAUGAACAUACAGCAAUGUGAAACUUCAAACAUGGUACAAACCUACAGUUGCAAAUGAUCAAAUUAGCAAUAUUUAACGUGUAAAAGCAGUAUUGUGGAUCUUGGAGUAAGAUUGACAUUUAUAUUACGUUUUGAAAUCUAUCCAAUAAGCAUGUUGUUACUAACUUGAGAAACAGAUCUCUAAAUAAGCCAUCCUACUGCUUCAAACACAGCGCCUUGCUUGCAGCUGCUUUUUUUUUUUCACCGCUUUAGCUGCUUCACCUCUAAAUGUGAGCUCAGCCAUUAGAUCUGAGCUGACUUAGAGGAUUUCUGUAUUCAAGAAGGGCAUCAGAAACAGAAGCAGUGUUUGGACGAGCUUUUGAAAUUAAGCGAGACAGAUACGAAAAGACACGUCUUUUAAUUUAUUGAGUUUAAGAACAGCAAGAAGUUGCACUCAUAACGGUUUAAAAAUAAUUUGACCACUUAAGUAUGUGUUGAAGAACCGCGCCUUUAGAUCAAAGCAAUGUACAAUCUUUAACUCAUUUCCAGUAUGUUGGCAGUUGUCGAAGGGGCCAUAAUGUUCUUAGUAUUUAUCGACAGUGAGGUUGGAAAAAAAGGGACGUUAAUAUUUUUUUGUGUUUUUGUCAGUAUUUUCCAGUGUUGAUGUCAAGUGUUGAGAGUUUACCAGAGAACAUUUUACUGAAACAGUGUAAGAAUCCGAUAUGAUUUAAGGUACGAUGACAAGUCUACAGGGACUAGUGUUUAAGGAAAAGGGAUACUGGACUGAAAUCAUAUCUUACAUCAGUCUUGUAAAUACUUACCAGAUAUCUUUUUUUCAUCAGAUAUUUUUUGGUGGUUUGUGCCAAGACUCCAAGUAAUAUGACAUCCUGAUAUAAUUGUUUUGCAUAUGUUUGAAGCCGUUUCCACAGCAGCUGGUUAAACUCAGUCCAUCUCACAAUGAGAGCAGAUGGUUUAGUCACAGCUUUGAGGUAAAAUGCUGCAUUUACCUCGGAAAGGAAGCAGGUAGUUCUUUUGCAUCACAUCUUGUACAGUAAUUAUUUUUUAAUCAAUGUUUUUGCUAAUACUCCAGCUUUUUGUAGAUAGUCUUUUAAGUCUCACAUUAUGGGAGAAUUACAUCUUCCUCUCAGCAAUACACCAGUAUUCAUACAGGAGAAAAAAAACUUGAGCAAGGUAAUGAUUUAUUGUGAAGUUUUGGCCAUGAAAUAAAAAUUACAGAACACCGUG